UGAGAGUCAGGUCUCAAAAGAAAGGAGGAAGACAAAUUUAUGGUACAGUUUUUUGUUUUGUUCUCAUUUGUUUGUUUUUAAAUAUGAUGUCUGAAUGAAGCCAAACAAAAAGCAGGUACUACACAGUUUUUUAGAAGUAAUCAUUCCCUCACAAAUUUUGAGAAAAGCUGAAGAAAAUCAUAAUCAUUCUAAAAAUUCAUUUCUAAUGGGUCAAAGGAGGAAUGCAUUUUUCAUCCUAAAAUCUGCUGUCAUUUCAUAUUCUAUUUUCUUUGAGACAAUUUAUCGGGCACAUAUUUAGAUGCCAGCUCCCGCAAUGGGGAUCAGAAAUAAUCAUCAUCCCUGCAGUGGUGCAGAUAGCCACGUUAUUAUAAAUACAGUCAACCCUCUGUUUCCAAGGGCUUCUCAUACACAAAUUCCACCAACCAAAAUUGAAAAUAUUAAAAGGUAGACAACAUAAAUUUUAAAAUGCAGCACAACAACUAUGUGUAUAGCAUUUGCAUUGUGUUAGGUAUUAUAUGUAAUCUAGAUAUGAUUUAAAGUAUAUGGGAGGAUGUGCAUAGGUUAUAUGCAAAUGCUACAUACUACUACUGUUUUACAUAAUGUACUCAAGCAUGUUUGGAUUUUGGUUUAUGGUGGAAGUCCUAGAACCAAUACCCACAGAUACUGAGGGAUGACUAUAUAUAUGUGUCACUUCCACCCGAGAGCUGCUGUUGAAUAAAGGGAAAAAUUCUAGGCUAGCUUAUAAAAGGAAACUAGUGAGGCUGUGUUCCCUUGAGGAAGUAGUAUUUGACUACAGAUAUGAGGUAAGCUAUGGGAUAAAAAGGCCUGGAAAGCAGAACAGGGGUAUAUGGAUUGGGAUAAAAAUUAAUUGCUAAAAAUGGUGACAGUUAUUAAGCCAGUGUAUAUGAUGGGCCUUAAUAUAGUAUUCUACCUUGGAAUCUUAAAGAAAUCCUCUUCUGUAGCAUCUUAAUACAGUAGUUUGCCUAGGUAUUACGCUUUGUCCAACCUGAGAUAUUUUCAGAAAUAAUGCUCUAAGAUUUCAGAUGUGUCUCUCUAAUACUUUGCUUCAUAAAACCUGAAUCAGAGUAAUAGACAAAAGGUACUAAAAUAAGAUUUAAAUGAAUAUUUCUGUAAAUCUGUAAUAGAGAAGAACUUUCUAAAGAGGGACUCCAAAUCCAGAAAUCAUACGUUGGAAUUUGACUACUUCAAACACUUCUAUAAUAAAAGUUUAUCAGUUUAAAUAGAAAACUAUAAAAUGGUAAAAAUCAUUUACAAUAUAUAUGACAGUGAAAACAUUUUUUAUGAAGAAAUCUGUUAAUGUAAGUCAGCAGCUGCCCAAUAUAAAGAUUGGAAAAGAUUUGAACUGGGAUUUCAUAAGAGAAUGCAUAAAUGACCAGUAAACAGAUGAGUUGAUGUUUCAUGUCACUGGUAGUCAAAGAAACAGUGCCUGUUUUUUUGUUUGUUUGUUUGUUUGUUUUUUGUUUUGUUUUGUUUUUUGCUUUCAGGGUUGUUUUUUUUUGCCAUUAAAAAGAUGGCCAUAUUGAAGAAAAUGUAAUAACUACACAUGUACAUGCACUGAUGAAGCCUUUGUGAAUUUAUACUUUCUGUAUGCAUAAACAUUUAUAAUGUGAUUACCCUAUGACCCAGAAAUUUUACUUCUAGGAAUAUAUGCCAAAAAUGUAAUUAUGAGUAUGCGUAAAGAUUUAGCUACAAUUAUGCUCAUCAUUACUAUAAUUAAAAGUUGUGAAGCAAUCAAAAUGUGUAAUAGAGAGAUAGUUACAUAAAUGUAGCACAUUGAUAGAAGGAACACUAAGUGGCCAUUAAAAACAAAGUCCUUUUGAAUUCUUUGCUAUGGAAGUUUGUCCCUGAAAUAUUGUUAAAUAAGGAAGUAGAUUACAAAAUAGCAUUUAUGUCAAGGAUAUAUAGUAACAUGUUAAACACUUACUUGUGUGUUAGAUACUUUGCUAAAUGCUUUAUGUUGAUUGUCUCAUUUAGUUAUAACAUUCCUCUGAGUAAAUAUUAUUAGUCCUAUUUUAUAGAUACCAAGCACUGCCAGCAGCAAAAAAGUAUAAGAUGCAGAAUUGAUAAGGUAGGUGUGGAUACAAAACUUCAGGAAGCGGUAAUCUGUGUUUAAGAUAGUUACAUGAUCAGGUGGUAAGUUACAAAGUUCAGAUAAAAAUACAGAGAUAGGCCUGGGUCAUGGAGUGGGGUUGUAUAUAAGAUGGGUAAUGUUGAAUAAUAUUCAUGUUUCAAAAAGAAGAUACAUGGAGAAAAUAAGUAUUGAGUUGACACGGAACACUGGAUAGGCAGUGACUGGAAGUAGAACACAUUCUGCAGGCAAAAUAGCCUGAGCAAGCAGCAGAUGCAAGAAUGAGCAGCUUGGAAAUGUGCAGUUCGGAAAGGUGUUGGCUGGUUUUCCUGAAGACAUAGGAAUUAAAGUAAGGUGAGACCAGAUAAUGGAGAGCUUCCACUGUGAAGUGUUUAUGUAGAUGUGUAAAUGUAUCUAGAUACAUUUAUUUAGAUACAUAUAAGAAAGUAUUUGAAGGCCUUCUACAAGGCUUAGUUAUACUGGUUUACUACAAGUUCUUCUUCAGUUUCUAUUAGAAAUGUUAAGGAGGCUCCUGUGAUCAACUCUGUGCCUAACAGAUUUGGAAGCUCCUACUACAUAUUGUGGGUUUUAUUUUCACUUUUUAAACUGUAUUUUUAUAGUGCACUUAACAGCAUUCCAUGGAUUUUUACAUGAAAACUGAUGAGCUUAAUUAGUGUGAGCAGGCCUCUGCAUGUUUCUGAACAGAGUUCUUAAUUAAGAAACUCAGCCUUGGGUGGGGCUUUGGCCAUCGUGUAGUCUGUCUUCCCACCCCAGUGAAGGAAUUUCUCCUAUAAUAAUUCCCAAAGGAGAUUAUUCCUAAUUAUUUACCUAAAAUAAUGAAUAGAGGAAGAUGAAGACCUAAUUAGUUGCUUACCCCAACAUUUAGAGUAGCCUAUUUCAUCUUUGAAAUACAUAUUUAUAACUGAAUGAAAAUUGAGAAGCAUGCUUUUUUUUUCAGAUUUGUACUUGUUAGAAAAGAAUCACUCAUAACACUAAAUCAUCAUUUAAUUUAAUCUUCGAGGUAACUUUGUCUUUUAAUCUUCUAUGUAACAUUGAAUAUCUAUCAUGAUAUUAACUAGUUUCGUCAUUUGAGUUGUUUUGUAAUGUACUCCUUAUAGAUGGAAGAAGGUUAUAUCUGACUCAGCAGGCGAUGUGUUAAGGAUACAUUCAAAAAUUCUGGUUUGGUAAAAGAUUACAUCUCUUUAAUAGUAAUGGUUUAAAUCACAUCUUUUUAAAUUUGAAGUAGUACUUUACCUAAGACCUAAGUUAUUACCAGCGACAUAUACCUCCUCUAAAUAAAAAAGACAUAAUGAUAAUUUCUCAUAAACCUAGAAUUAAGAUUUAUCUAGUUCUAUGUACCUGGGAUUGCCCCCUUGUCAAACUGAUUUUAUCUACUUAACUCAACAUAUAGUAUAUUGUUGGUAGAACUGGUAAUUCAGAACAAAGCAGAAGAUACAAACAAAGUUUGUUAAGUGUAAAUCUAAUUAACGAAGCCAUCCAAACACAAGAAAUUGUAGGAAUGAAUUUUAAAUCACAUGUGAAGUCAGUAGUAUUGUUAGAGGAGACUUAGUCAAGGAAGACAUUUUGGAGAAUUUCCAAAGAGCAAAAAUAUGGGCUUUGGUGGUCCAAGGAAGGUUUCCAUCUAGAAGAAAUGGCAAGUGGCUGAGUCUCUGAAUCCACUGAGUCUUGGACUGUUUAUAUAAUCUUUGUAGUUCUAGAUAUAGCAUAAUGCCUCGUGCAUAGUGGCAUUCAAAAAAUAUAUAGUGCCUUGAAGAUAUUGUAAAGAGUAGGAAGUAGACUUCAAUAAUCUUCAGUAUAGUGCAGCCAUUCAAAAUUCAGUUUAGGAUUAGAGUGAUUAUAGCUUGGGUCCGAGUUUAACCACUUGCUUCUAUCUCUGAUAUUAGUCAAGAUCUUUAUCUUCUAAGUUACAGUUUCCUCAUGGCAAGGUGGUACAUCAAGAGUCAAAAUUUGUGAUUAAAAUGAGACAAAUCUUGUGAAGCAUUUAGCAUGAUGCUAUCUUAAAUGUCACCCUGAAAUGAAAUAGGAACAUGGCAGAAUGCUACUUUUGUGGCUUGUAUUAACAUAUAAAUGCAUCUUUAAUUGCUUGCUAUAGGCUUCUAAGAACUGAUACUAAUUGGCUUAAAUAUUAUCUGUGCCAUAUAAUUAUUUUCUCUUGGAUGGGGGCCAAAAUGGGAGACAGUGUGGGAGGAAAGGGCAGAAAGGUUUUGUUCUGAAACAGUAGAGGUGUUCAAACAUCUUCAUCUAGGUAUUUGGAAAUAUAAUUAAGACCCAUCUUAAGGUAGGGUUAAAUGCCCUCUUUUCUAAUGAAAGAAAUUGGUAUUGAACGGGACUGUACAUUGGCAGGAAUAGACGCACAGUCUGAAUCAUGGAUAGAGAAAGAGAGGCAAUAGCUUGUAACAUGGGGCACUGUCUGCUCCUGCCCUGCCCUUCCUUCACAGCUUCUUUACUGGCUGUUCCUUUGCUUUGUCUCAAAGAGGUAGUCCCUGUGUCCUCAAUGGACUCUAUUUCUGGUAAUCUUCUCAUUUGUUUUCUUCUAGUGAGCCCUCUACCACACUGGCAAAAACAAAAUACACUCCCACCCCAUUCCUAUCCAUGACUUUUAUUUUACCCUGGAUGUUCAAAUCUCUAAGGACAUUUUGACUUCUAUGUUUGGCCAUCAGUGUUCUGAGAUAAUUCAAAAUAAAUAGUCACUUAAAACAUAUUUUAAUGAGCUAUAAAAUGAUCUACUGUGGAGUUUUGUGGAGGAAAUUCACACAUACUUAUAAGAAAAUACAGACCUUUAAAAGAUUUAGAGCCGUCUGUGGGGUGAAUCAGGCUCUGCCUGUGACAGCAACUCUCCUUCCUUUUCAUACUUCUUCACUUCAGCUGCCUUGUGCCUGGCCCUGGGUAUACACUUAACUAUAGCCCAGAGGUAAGAUUUGAUAAGCAGUAUUCUUAGGAGAUUAAGUUAUGAAACUUAACUCAUAGGGAACCAAACAUUUGAUUUAGGAAUGGAAUUAACUGCCUAGGAGGUCGUUAGAUGUUGUUUAUGGAAAGCAAGGUCCUUUCUAGGGGCCAGACUUCUCCUGAUCAUUAGAAUGAGACUUGCUGAGAAAUGCCUGGGAACAAACUCUAAGAGUGAUGCUAGGUACCCUGGAUGCCUAAACCCAUUAAUAGGGUCCCUAAAUACUUACCUUAGAAAUCACUGGUGACUUGUACACUACAGAGAACAGUAAAGAUUUAUGUGAUCCAGUGUGUGCUACCAAAUUAUUCCUGGUGUAGUUAAGUCUGACUUAAAUAGAAAUGUGAUCAGAUUUUAUGCCUGUAUCAAUUUUAUAAUCUUAAAGAAAAAUUUUAACUUAGUUGAAAACAUUUUAUGAGAAACCUUGAAAACUAAGUAGUUGACCAAUCAUGGUGAAAUUUUCUUGACAUAUAGUUGAACAAUUCUUGCAUUUCAACAACAGAUAAAAAAACAACUGUUGAAAAGCAAAUCUAGAACAUUUAUAUGAAGAAAUAGAAAUAAAAGUUGCUGGUUUUAUAUGAUAAGUUUUUCACCUUUCUUUUUAAAGACUGGUAUUUGGGAAGGGUAGGCAAUGUAGGAUCAGGAUUUGGUUAAAUCCACUGUUUAUUACUGAUCAGAUAUCCUCCAUGUAAUCUUUUGUGCAAGUUAUAGUUUUGACUUGAGAUUCACUUUCCUCAUUUGUAAAAUGCAGUUACCAGAAUUACCUACUUGGUAGUGUGGCACUAAGAAUUGUGUAAAAGAGAACUAUGUAAAACAUCUGACAGGGCAUCUGGAAGUUAGUACUCAAUAAUAAAUAUUAACUAUUAAUAGUGAUAACUGUAAACCUUUUUAUAUCACAUAUUUUUACUGCUAUUUCUCUAGAGAUUUUUUUAUUGGUCAUAUAGUAUAUUCCCCUUUUAAAAAACUUGAAAAUUCUUUCUCCUUUUAUUAAUUUAAACUUAUAAAAUGAUGUGAUUCCCUUAUCUUCCUUCUCUUACACAUUGUAACUCUACGGCACCUAGAAGCAUUGUAAAAUCUUACUAACAUAAACAUUUUAAUACUCAAAGAAGCAUUUUUCCACAAAACGGCCAUGUUUCUUGUAUUUAUCAUAGUAAGAGAAAUUCUAGAUAUGUAUGACCUCACUAGUCUUCAUAGUCUUUCAAUAAAUAUUGCCAUUUGGAAUCUAUUUUAAUGUUUAAAAACAUUAGGAAUAUAAAAUAUGUGUAUAUAUUAUAGCUAUAAGUACUUAGAAAAACAUGAAAUUGUGACAGUAAUAUAAAUUAAGAUAAUAUUUCUAGUGAAACCACAUUUACUUGACAGAAGUUUUUGUAUAUUUCACUAAUUCUUCUGCAUAUGCAGGUCAUUUUAACUUAAUAUUGCAAAAUAAGGUCUUUUUUUUUCAUUUUUCUUAAAUGCUGUUUAUAAUAGCAGCAUGCUAGUCCAUUACAGUUUUCAACCAUAAUUAAAUCAGCUAUUUCCUUAUAAUAAAUUAUUUCCAGUUUUUAGGUUAUAAAUGGUGUUUCCAUUAGCUUUUUAUACUUACAGUUUUUCCUUUUUUGUUGUUGUAGGAUUAAUCUAGGAAUGUUUUCUCUGGGUCAGACUGUCAAAGUGUAUUUGACUCUUGAAACUAAAGUGCCUUUCAAAAGAGUUCUGAUGGUUGGUAGUGCCAAAGGCAACAUAUGAAUAAGGUCCUUCUUGCCAUUUUCUAGCAAUGGAUAUAAUGGUUAUUAAACUGGUCAAUUCAAUCAAUGUUAAGUGAUCUCAUUUUUUUUUCUUCUUUCUUUACAUGGGACAGAAAUAAUUGUUGACAUACCGUUUUGGAUUAAAGUGGUUAGUCAUGUCUUGAAAUAAUUUGGAAUUGGUAGUACAGUUAUAAUAAAGCACAUGUCAUUGCAACUAAAUUAAAAAGACUCUUUAAUGUAACUUGUUGACUUUUUAUAUGAAGAAUUUGUAUGCUCACAGUAGAAACUAUUAUGGGGAAAAUUUACAGUUUUUGAAGUAAAAAGAAAAAAGAAGCGAACAAACUUUAAAAUAUAUUUCCAGCUUGUAGAUUCAAAUGGUGAUUUCUUAAUGUGCCAUGUAUUUUAAGCUCUUAACUAUCUGAAGCCCAAGUAACUACAUGUAGAAUUAGAAACCACUGUUUUGGUUUUAAGGGUAUUUAAAAAUAGUCUUAGGGAAAUCUUUAUCUUCAGUUUUGCUGUUAAAGCCGAAUUGAGUUUUACUGUUAAAGCUAACUGUACUCUGUCUUUCUCCUUCGCUUGCUUUUACCUCAUUUAUAGAACAGACCUAGUAUUUUAAAAAGUUAUAUAUGCCACUCCUACCCUCCCUUCUCCCCCCGCCCCCAGGACAAAAUGUAGGCAUGUUGAAUGAACAGUCAUAGCGAAGUGGGGGGAUUUCCUUGAGCUGUAGAAUUAGAUGAAAAAAAGGGAGAGAGGGGAAGUGUGAGAACUACAGAGAAAAGAAGACAAAUUACAGAAGAAGACAAGGAGAUAUGAAAGAAGUAGAUUUACAUUUUGAGUUCUCAUUGCCUUCGUAUUUUUUCACAAAUUCUCUGGCAAGCUAUAAGGCUAUUUUUUUAAGGUUUAUUGAUAAACAGUUGAUUUGUAUUUUAGGUCAAACUAAUUCUGCAUCUCUGUCCUAUUGUCCUUUUCUAUUCUCUUCUUUAUUGUAUUUUAUUUUUUAACAGAAACACUGUCUAACUUGCUGGCUCUUUCUGCUCUGCUGUUGCUCCAGCCCUGCAGCUUCCCUACCGUGUGAAUUUGCACUUCAGUGGCACCAUUUCCUGUUAGAAACCAAAGGCAGGCCCCUGACUUUUCUAGGUGGUGAUUCACACCGGAAGGACCUCAAAACCUGUAUCAGGGCACCUGACUUAACUGUGGGACUAGCUGAUCGACUUGAUGCACAAAUGGGACCCUGGACUCUUUUUCAUACCUUUUGGUCUCCUGUGGGUCUGAGGUAGAGUGGUCAGAAAAUUGAAAGAUUGAUGAUCAAUGUGACUCUAAGAACAAAUGGAUGAAUGAAUAUCCAUAUGAAGAGAAAAACAAUAAAGUCUCCAAACGUCCACAACUAUCCCAAUAUGGAAGCCGUUCCCCUGUUGCUAAAUAAUGUGAAAGGGGAGCCCCCGGAGGACUCGUUAUCAGUAGAUCACUUCCAAACACAAACUGAGCCAGUGGACUUGUCAAUAAACAAAGCCAGGACGUCCCCUACUGCCGUUUCAUCCUCCCCAGUUUCCAUGACAGCGUCUGCCUCCUCACCUUCUUCAACUUCAACCUCCUCAUCGUCUUCUAGUCGUCUAGCCUCAUCCCCAACCGUUAUCACAUCAGUAUCUUCAGCGUCAUCUUCGUCAACAGUAUUAACUCCAGGUCCCCUUGUUGCCUCUGCAUCUGGUGUUGGAGGCCAGCAGUUUUUGCACAUUAUCCAUCCUGUACCGCCUUCAAGUCCCAUGAAUUUACAGUCUAACAAACUGAGUCAUGUUCACCGCAUCCCCGUGGUGGUACAGUCGGUGCCUGUUGUCUACACAGCUGUAAGGUCACCUGGAAAUGUGAACAACACUAUUGUCGUGCCGCUUUUGGAGGAUGGGAGAGGCCAUGGCAAAGCACAAAUGGACCCCCGAGGCCUAUCUCCCAGACAAAGUAAAAGUGACAGUGAUGAUGAUGACCUGCCAAAUGUGACCUUAGAUAGCGUUAAUGAAACUGGAUCUACGGCCCUUUCCAUAGCCAGAGCAGUACAAGAGGUACAUCCGUCCCCAGUAUCAAGGGUCCGGGGAAAUCGAAUGAAUAAUCAAAAGUUUGCUUGUUCAAUUUCACCAUUUAGUAUUGAGAGCACAAGACGCCAGAGACGGUCUGAAUCCCCAGACUCCAGAAAACGGCGUAUCCACAGAUGUGAUUUUGAGGGAUGCAACAAAGUGUACACAAAAAGUUCUCACCUGAAGGCUCACCGGAGGACACAUACAGGAGAGAAACCCUACAAGUGUACCUGGGAGGGCUGCACCUGGAAGUUCGCCCGUUCGGAUGAACUGACGAGGCAUUACCGCAAACACACGGGAGUGAAGCCAUUCAAGUGCGCGGACUGUGAUCGCAGCUUUUCCCGGUCAGAUCAUCUGGCUCUGCACCGCCGGAGGCAUAUGCUGGUGUGAGGAAUGCUACCUGUCCAGCUGAGCGUAAGAGCUGGAUCUCUUAGCGGCACCCAAUUCAGCAGGGCUGAACCCCCUUCACAGUGUUAACACAAAAGGGCAUCACCAUCCCACGAUGUCUGAAACCAGAGCAGGAAAAAGAAGGCACACUUCUUUUGGUCUGAAGGUAACCCCCAUCAUGACUUCACGAGAACCGUCUUUACGUGGGCCUGGGAGCUCAGUGACGCAAAUGCUGAAGAGACAGACAUUGUUUUCCAUGCUGUGUCCUCUGCCAUUUAAAGAUGUUUGUAGCUUGUACAUUUUCUGAGCUGUCAGACAUUUUGUUAUUGAUACCUUAAAGGUCACCUACCACAAAUUGAUGGCUAGAGCAAGACCUUUUAAAUUUGGAUGAAUCUCCCAUCAUCCCACCCCUUAACCCCUUUUUACAGAAAUUUAAGUUACAAUCUGAGUAAGCUAGAACACACAUCCAAUCUGUUACCAGCAAGCAGCAUGAAAGUAGAAAUGAAGAAGCAGAUGGAGAGGUCCCAUUACCUGCAAAGAAAGGGCACUCAGGCAGCCCUUUGCAAUCGCGAUGGCGGCCACUAGAUACCACUCGCAACUUGUCAUUCUGCCAUGCCCUGAAGAAAACCAACAUUGAAUCUUUCAUUUGUUUGUCGUUGAUUGUUUUUGUUUUGUUUUGAUUCUGUUUUGUUCAUCUGUUCGAGCAGAGGGGCAGUUGAAGUCUCGUCCUGGUCUCUGCCCUGGCAUGGACUGGCACAGAGGUGUUCUGUAGUUGAAUAGGAAGAGCCUGUCUAAAAAAACUACUGCCCCACUUCAAAUUGCAGUGUUCUGUCACCUAGGCAUCAUCUCUUCCUGCCCCUAGUAUUUGAUUACAAGGAACCAGGGGAAAAAAACUUUCUUAGACACACUGGCACCAAGGUAAGAGGUGGGGCUGCCCAGGCAAAGUCAGUGAACAUGAAAAAUCAGACAAAGCAGAGAUGGAAAUAAUGCGCCUCUUGAGGAGAAAAGCAAUAAUGAAUAAAAGGACUUUCCUACAAUAACUUCACUGAGGACUCACGUUACCAAUUUUCAUACUUACUAAAGGGAUUGUAAAAAACACCCUAGCAUUUUAGGUGUCUUGGUUCCAUUUACAGCACUGAGGUAAUCUUUCUGCUGUUUGUUGUCCUGCUUGGUUGAGUACCACAAUUAAAGAUUAUGCUCCCCUUUUCUUGUUUGAAAACAGUUAUUUGGUGACUAGAAAGGCAAGGGAGGCAUAGCUGGGAAUUAACUCUUUGGUUAAUGGGUCAGUUCUCCUUGGAACUGAAUCAGUGGAAAGAGAAUGCUUCCCAUAGAAAGCCUGACAUGGUGCUAGCUUCCUCUCUUGGAGAGCCAAGGAUAAGUGACUCUCCAAUAGGUUCUUCUGUACAGAUUUCAUUUUCUAAACUGUAUCAGGACCCACGGUCCUGCACUGGCAUCUGCAGGGAUAUUGAACCCACUCAUCCUGUGCGGAGGAUGAGAGGAAGGUGUUAGUUCCAUCAACCCCCUAAAAUUAUGAACCUUUUUGCAACUAGCAAAGUAUACAGUAAACAAGCAAUACAUCACCAACAAGCAUUCUUUCAGAAAAAUUACCAUAUUUUUGUGCCCACUACAAGCUGGGUUUUUUCCAGCUUUCUGUGGCUGAGGGGCUUGGUGAGAUUUUUUUGUUGUUGUUAUUGUUGUUGUUGUUGUUGUUAGAAUUUUUUAUAGCUUAGAUAUAAAAGGUCUCCACCAAAGACCUUUGCAAUAUAUUUUAAUUACAAACACUUGAUUUGGGGGAUUGCACAUAUUAACCUCACAAUAUUACUAGCUCAUUUUUAAAUGUCUGGACAUUCUGAAGUAAUUUCCGGUUGCAGAAUUAUCCUUUUUAGGAUCAUCUUCUAAUUCAGAUAAUCUUGUUCUGAUGAAGCGAGAACGAUGAACAUUGAAACAAGGACAAUUUGUGUUGGAUGGUAUUCAAAGGCAUUUUUUAAAACGUUAAGCAACAGUAUAAUGAUUUUCAGGUCAAAUUAUGGCUUCAAAAAUAUGUGCUCUAUAUUGUCUGCCAGAGCUCAAAAAUUUAUCAGGCAAUUUCCCUCCAACAAGGGCUGCAGUUCUAGUGAUAAAUAGCAUCUUCAGCUACACAGUCUACAACUCACCAGCCAGUAGGGUUUUUACCACCUGGAAAGCUUUUUUUUUUUUAUCUGUGCUGUAUGCAACUCCUACUUCACAUUACCUGUGACCAUUUGGAAUUUAAAAAAAGGUCUCUUGUUGCAUGCCAGCGUUGGUUACUAGUCAGUGGCAGAGAACACAGACAGGGACACACACAGCCAUGAGCCCCCUGGUGCUAGACCAGCACCUCGUUGGCAAGUAGUCGGGGUGCAUCCCUCAAGUGAAGUGUAGAUUUGAAUUUAGUCUUGCUUGCUCUCAUAAAAAGAGCCAGUUCUUUUCUCUGCUGAAAGAUGUCUUAAGAGUAUUACAGGUAGACUUGGUUUUUAGAAUUCAUAAAACUGACAGGCAGAGGAAGCUUCCUGAGUGACAGCUUGGUUUAAAUUUAGCACAGAACUAAAUGAGUUGCACUUUUCUAAUAACAUAGGAUGGAUUUGGGGAAGGGAGCAUUUUUCCUCAUCCUCUGAAAAUGGAAACCAGACUGAGAUGGUAAGUUAACUGAUAAAACCUGUCAGCAUUCCAUCAUUUUCCCCUUUUGACAUAUCAGUACUUCUAAGAAGGGAUCUAAGCACAAGUAAGUGAGUGAGUCCCUGGCCUAGCCUCAGGAACUGAAACUUCCUUGGGGCUUGUCUUAGGACAUGGCAAAUUCUCCUUGGUGAGUUUUCUACAAGUAUUUCCCCAUGGAAAGGAAAAAGUGGUUUGGGACAGAAAGAAAUGGAAUGUCUUCAGUCAUGAAAAAGCCUCCAUUUCAUCUCAUGUCCAUUACUAGCCUCUUUCAAAAAGCACAGUGCAUCAUGAGCAACAGAAAAGCAGUAGAAUCCUAAAGAACUUCUCAGUUGUUCCCUAACUAGAGGCAUUCUUUGAUUUUAAAUUUUAAGCUGUUCAAUUUGCAGCUGGGGAUAUGUGCAUGGUUGAGAAUGUGUACACAUAGAGCGGUUAACCCCUUAAGCAGCUGCAGUAGACCUGAUUUUCUGUUUGCAGUAUAGAGAUUGAUUUCAGGGGAUUUACAUUAUUUGAAAAGUUAUGAUGGUCAGCCUUUAAGGUUUUAAGAAUCUCUUUUCAUGCUCUGAUCUUAAGUUGUUUGGAAAAAGAUUCACACUUCUGCAUCCACCUCUGCCCUCAUCCUGUCAGUUGUGUGUGGACUCUGAGAAGCCUGCUUGAUAACUUGCCUUAAGUUCUAUUAAGGCAGUUAGACUGAGAUUUCUAAUGACUUUCCCAUGAAGGUUAUACUUCUGCCUGGCAUCAUUUCUACAAAACACUAUAGGACACUGGUUUUCAAAAGCAGUUGAGUAACAGCAACAUACACAACAUUAAAAAAAAAAUGAGCACUUUUCAUUCACUUGAAAGCUUAAAUGGGAAAUAGGAAGAUGAUUGUCAGGGGAAAAACUUACAAAAUGCUACAGUGUUUACAAAUGCCAGUUCCAGGUGAUUAGAAAGGCCAUUUUCAUUAUGGUUGGAAUUUUGAAUAGCUUAUGUAAAGAUUGUGUUCAUUUUUAUACAAUUCUUUUUGACUUUAAAUUGCCAUUUGUGUUUUAAACAUAAUUCUGCACUUUGAAAUCAGUUCAUUAGAAUGAUAACAUUUAUAUGGAUAAAGAUGCAGUAUUCCUUAUUCUGUACUUUAUUUAUUAUACUUACCAAAGCUGCAACUGAAUAAAGCUGGUGAGGUGAGGCCUUCAAAUGUAUUAAUACGCCUUUGUUAUGUUGUUAUGACUGCUUAGAAAUGUAGCCAUGAUAUUGUUCUAAAGGUGUCUUGACAUUUAUAGUGAGGAUCGACAGAAAUGAAGCAGUAUUAAGAAUACCAGCAUCCAUGUUACAGUCUGCGUAUAAGACUGAAUGUGAGAUAACUCUUCCGAAUCAGAAUAGGCCCAGAAAGCCUUAAUAUUCAUAGUUCAUAAGCCAGUCUCAGAUUUCGCUCUUCAGUGAUGCCUGUCGACUUAGCAGGUAAAUGUAUUCUAGAAUAAAACAUCAUUAACCAAAUCUCUUCCUUUAGUUUUUCUGAGAUAGUGCAUCCCAUAAAAAAGUCUCUUCAAUUUGAUUUGGCUUUAGUUUAGAAAAGGGGUUUGGUAAGUCACGUCUUCCAUAUGACAUUUCUACUCAUUCCCACACUGCCUUCCACUGAACCUGUACAGACAGCCCCCACACAUGCACAUGUGUAUACACAACUGUAUAUGCAGCAGCCAGUGGGCUAACAAAUAUCAACAAAGAACUUUUUUAAGAAUUUGUAAUAAUCCAUGCUGUCUAGAAAUGUGAGUUACAUACCUUAUUAGGAAAUCGGCUUAUAGUACUAUAUAUGACUCUGCCUGCAUUUUAUAGUUAAUAAAUGUACAUAAAAAUUACUAUAUUUUCACAGUUUCAUUAUAGAAUAAUGUCUGUUUAGUAAUCCAUGUCCAUUGGUACUUUAAAUAUGCUAAUUACUGAGCAAUUGCAAUAGAAAUCCAGAUUUUCUUAAGAAAAUGAAAUAGAAGGAUACUGCAUCUUUAAAAAUAGAGUGAAGAUAUUUUACUGUAUUCGUAACAUAUGUGAUAGUGGAAAAAGUAUUUUCAAACUCACAGAUUUUACAGAGGUUGUAAAUAGUUUGAUGAAGUAUGUUGGGAAAAAGAGCUUCUAGUUUUCAUCACAAUGAAAAGUAAAAACUUGUUCAGAUAUGCCUUGUAUAUCUUACACACAAUGAGCAAUAUUGCCAUGGGAACUCUGUCCAACUUUGUCAGAGCACGUUCUUCAUGUUCUGUUCAAAAUUGUGGCCACUUGUCACUGUUUAGCCAGGAUGGUUUAAAAUAUAAUGAAGUCAUUUUAAGUUGCAGACAACUGAUUCCAAACUAGUAAUAUCUUUUUCUGAAAAGGGCAAAACAGCUGCACAGCAUUUUGCUUGUAUGAAAGAGGAGCAUCUUACAAUUGUUCUCUUUUCUCAGUAUCUCCCUCCUCAGCAGAGUGGUUCUUGAUGAAACAACUAUACAGGUGUUUAUUCUUGUGUAAUUCCAGAGAUAUAGGUGUAACUACAUGUUGACAAGAUUAAGUGUUGUGGAUAUGGCCACAUGCUAAAUGAAUUUAUACUGGCAAUAGGAAUAAGCUAAUGCCCAUUUUCAGAAAUAAAUUAAAUGCUGAAAGUGCCUGUCAGUAAACAUUAUGACCAAUGAGAUCUUCCUAUACUUUUACACAGCAAUAACUCUUAAUUAGACAUUAGGGCUUUUUUCUGCACAUGAGAAAACACACACACACAAACACAAACACACACACACACGGAGUAAAUGCAUGGACAUAGUAAAUCAAAUCUGUUCACAUGCCCGCCAAACAAGCUUUUAUAUAUUUCAAAUGUACCUAAUCAUGUUUACAUUAACAUUUCUUAAUUUGAUCUUUCUAAUUUCCAGAUAAAGAGUUGACUGUCAUUUGCCCCAAUCUUAUGAAACAGUAUGUAUGAUUUUAAAAGUUUUGCUCAGUUAAAAACACCAAUUUAUUUAGAGCAAAAGACUGAAGGAUAUUUGUUUGCUUGUUUCAUUUUAUCCACUCAUAUCAAACGCACAAAUUCAUCUUUACAUUUCUUCAUUCCCUUUUCACCUAAUAUUACCUAAGGCUCAUUUGGGAAUGAAUAUUGACAGAAUCAUUUUUCUCCAAAAAGUCUAUUGAAGUACUGCUGACACUUAGUAAGCCUAGCCUUUAACCUAUUUUGCAUUUAGUCCUAAAAAUUACCAGAUUUACAUUUAGAAGCUCACAGGUUUUUUUCCUGUAAUUUUUGUACUGUUAAAAGUGGAGUCAUGAAUAGAAAUAUGCAAUGAGACUCUGUGAAUAGACAUGAACCCUGGGAAUUCUCCAACCCUGCCAUCUCAGAGCACAGAUUCACCCAAACAAGCUACUGAGGCUAUCAGCAAAAAUUAUACUCAUGGAGAGGCACACAUUGGGUAAGGGCAAUUUUAAAAGUAGGACUGUGAUUAAACAUUCAGACUUUAGACUUCCGUGAUGGACUCAGACCACAGGCCUCGAAAACCAGCCACUGUUUUCUCCUCCCAAUGUUAGAAAGAAGGGAAGGGAGAAGAUCAGUGUACCAGGAUGAGGGGGUAAAUUAAGUGUCAAAGGGAAGCUGCUGGGUUCCUUAAUCUCACUGAAGUCAAGUCUUCUGACUGGGCUUCUUUCCAUGUGUAUCUGAAAGUACUAAAGUACCUUGAAAGGUUACACAUUCAGCAAACCAUGAAAAUAAUAGCUAUUCUUUAUUAAACACUGUGUGCCAAGCACUAGGCCAUGCAAUUUUUAGAUAUGUUACUUCCAAUCUGUACAACAUUUCUACAUUUUAUGGAUGGGAAACAGAGGCAUAAGAAGUGUGGCUGAGUUGUUCAUGAAUGUAGAAAUAGUAAAUGGCAGAGUGGGAAUGUGAAACUGCCUAUCUCUGACCUAAAUAGGCCUGCCUGUAAUUUUUCCACUCCACCACACUGCACGUGGGUUUCCCAAAACCACCUUCCCAGAUUCCUGAGUCUCAGUAAUUUUAUUAUGGACAACAUGCAUGAGUAGUCAUCAUAUAUUUCAAGUGAAAUAUCGGGACAUGAUAUAACACAAGACUUAACAGCAGUACUGAAUAUUUGAAAUCAGUCCUCUCCUGGAAAAUCAUGCAUGAAGGAUUGUUAUAAACAAACAAUAGCAACCAGUUGUCUCCCCGAACUUCUCACUUUUCUCCUAAAUGUCUGGCCUGAAGCUCCAAAAUCAUCCAAUUACUUAGUGGCAUUUUAGCCUGAGUACACUUCCUCAGUUCCUCCACUCUUUGUAUGCCUUUCCACCAAUAUAGACAUUCUAGAACCUGCCUCAGAUGCAUUUGAAAUGUUCACCCCCAUGGAACUAGUUAUUAAUGUCAGAGCCCACUCUUGCCGUUGUUAAUGGGGUGGCGAUCAAACAUUCAGAUGAUGAUCAAGGAGACAUCAUGGAUAAUUCUUUUUCUGAUUCCUCGCUUAACAGCAGCUCCGCGUCAGAAUGUUUUAAAUAGUCUUAUAAAUAAUUUGUUUAUAGUAUUGUUGUUAGUUUAAUUGAAUUUUAUGUAAGAAGCUGUCCAACAUCAGAGAAAUGAAAUUCCUCCCGCUUUUCUGUGUAGGACAAGGUCUCUGACAGUAUUGAUUCAUGGAAGUACUAAUGGACUUAGAAAACAUUAAGAGAAUGUCAUUUCUCGUAGCAUUUCUGUUUCUGAAAAUGAAUCUCCUGAAUUAUGAUCUUUCUCCCUGUUACUUGGCUGGGGAAAGAGAUAAAAGCUGUAUAAACAAAUUCUCUUCCAAGCUGAAAGCAAGUGUUCCGUGUGCACAACCUGCUGCAGACUGGGGCUCUUCUCAGUUAAUUGGGUUUCACAAGCAAUAAUUUCUCCACAACAAAAACCACAACUUGAAGUGAGUUGAAAAGAGGUGAAUAGUGGAAACAGUCACCUCAGUACUUUUCUUUCUGGAUUUCAUCUCUAGAAAUUUGAAGUGUUUGAGACAAGCGUCCACCCUUUGUGCAAGGCAAGACCCAGUGAAUGACUCCCUGUGUGAAUUAUUGCAUCUUGUUCCAAAGCAGGUUCACCAAGACUUUCACAGAGAUUCAUUUUUGUUGAGAAAUAAGGGUCAGUAGGAGGAUAGAAUUUGGAUCCAAAUCUAGUGAUAAAAGUGUCCAAGCAAUCAAAAAGUAAGGUAUUUUGGGGACAUACCAACAUCUUCCCUUUCUGCUAAUUUCAUGCUCCAAAGAUAUGGCAAAAAGAAAAUCAUAGAAAAUGCUUUUGCCCUACUUGUGUUCUAGUUUUCCCAUGGCAGAAUUUUGUAAUUACAUCCAGACUGUAGUGUAUAUUUUGUUCCUCAAACUUUAUCACAUUGGAUGGAUAUUGUUGAACUGGGGCACUGGUGCCUAUAUUCAAGGCUCUUUCCUAUCAACGUGUCUGUCCACAAUUUGUUGUGUUUCAAACUUCAUUUUGAAAACUCACCGUCCCCCCAAGGGAUAGUGACUGUAUUGUUUUGUUCAUGUCUGUGUGGGACACAUUGCAUCACAUGGCAAACCAACUCUCUGUGGAUGUGAGAUAAGUACUUAUAAAACCAGCUUGAAAACAUCGUCUUAUGUAUUAUGUCAUCCUGCAUAAUAAUGCAAUUAUGUGUAUCAUAACAUGCUCAUUUAAAAAAAGAGAAACCAGCAAAUUCAUGUUUGUCCAUAGAAGAAUGUACUCAGAACUUUGUGUUGUGAAACGAUGAGAACAGACCACCUUGAAGAUACCCACCUGCCACUUAAAAUGAGUUAGUUAUAAUUAGUAGUAGUCUAGACGUUCUUGGUGUGUGGGGGUCAAUUCUAACGUCAUGUUCUUUUGAAUAAAUCUCUCAGUCAUAUUUGAAAAAAAUACAUGAAAAUAAAGAAAAAUAUCAUCUUUGGCCAAAUCAAGCAGGCAUCUUUUUUCUUCUCCUUGACGUUUAACUCAUGAUACAUGGUGAUUAGAUCACAAGAGCUUUCCGUGUAAAAAAUACGAAAACAUCUUUACUUUACAAAACAGUUAUUCUAGGCUUGAAGCCUCUGAACAGCAAAUUGAAUAGAUGGGCUGUAUCUGAUUUGCUUUAUGGAUGUAAUUUUACAAAAGACUCUUGGGUCUCUGACCCCAGAGAGUUAAGAGUGCCCAGAGGAGGUCCUACACAUUAAAGGAUAAAGCCCCCCUGUGAUACUGGCAAGCAAAUGUGUUGAGUUCUUAAAUCUUCAUUUGGUUUUCUGUUCAGGAUUUUAAUUGCAAAUGAAUUUAUUUCUCCAGUUUAUCUAAAGAUCUAAUUUCCCAAUAGUUUCCUCUGCAUUUAUAUACUCUGUAGUGUUUAGGCAACCCCUGUUAUAAGUUUAUUAAUAUUAUGUAAGUGUUGUUCUUGUAUUUAUGUAUAGUGUAUGUAUUGUAAAUAUACUCAGAGCUUUUUUUCCUUUUACUGUAAAAUGGUGAUUUUUUUUGCCCUAUGAUUAUGUAAAGGGAGACCCUCCUAAUGAGAUUCUCUCAGAGGAUGAUUAUUCCAGUCUAUUCUCAGAGAUUUAAAUGAACAAGUGUUAUUGUUUUUAAUGGUGUCUCAGACAUAUUCUGUUGGUGCAUUGCUUUUCUGUAUUCAACUUUCCUAUGAAUUGAGCUGUGAACUGAAAUAGAGUUUAAACCUUUAACUGUAUGCAUUUGUAUAAUUAUCUGAAUGAAGGCAUGAAGGUUAAAUAAAGCAUUUUGUAUGGAACAAAACUCCCUAACUGACUCAGACACUUUGGAAAUCAUAGUUAUUAACCAUUCUCAUUAAACCUUUGUUAUGAAAA
Molecule: messenger RNA, 18636 nt
Organism: Cebus imitator (Panamanian white-faced capuchin)
Lineage: Eukaryota; Metazoa; Chordata; Mammalia; Primates; Cebidae
Gene: KLF12
Product: Kruppel like factor 12
Exons: 7
Coding region: 8107-9225 (372 amino acids)
Biological process (GO): regulation of transcription by RNA polymerase II
Molecular function (GO): RNA polymerase II cis-regulatory region sequence-specific DNA binding; DNA-binding transcription factor activity, RNA polymerase II-specific
Source: RefSeq, a predicted model, not a curated record